Adineta ricciae is the source of this 1201-nucleotide messenger RNA. Lineage: Eukaryota; Metazoa; Rotifera; Eurotatoria; Adinetida; Adinetidae. The record is from the annotation of a GenBank genome assembly.
AAUCCACCAAAAAAAUUUGCUCGACUUUUGCGUGCCGCCAACCUUAUAUACGUAUGUUAACAGGGUAAAAAAAGUAUCGAAAAUCGAUUUUUCCGAAAAGACAUUCCCAGAGGUAUUUGAUACGGAGACUUCGAAUCUGAUGUUAGUUUUUUGAAAUUUUUAUUAAAAAGAUUUUUUUAAACAAAGGGCCGUUUUUUACAAAAAAAAGGUUUUUUAUAAAAUUUUACUAAGGAGUUUUUUGAGUCGAUGAACGCGAAUCUGGCGUUGUUUUUUUCAAAUGAUUACAUGGAUCACUCUUUUUACACAAAGGGCGACUUUGUUGUAAAAAACAAUUUCUUUUUAUAAAAAUCUGCCGAAGAGAUUUUGGGGUCGAAGAGGGCAAUACUGACGUUACUUUUUCGAGAAUUAAAAAAAAUUUUUCAAACCAAGAAUACCGAUUUUCAGAAAAACAUCUGUAACUUGUAUGAUACCGGGUACAGUCAACUGUAUAAGUAUGAUGAAUAAAAUAUUGUAUUCAAUAUCUCGUUAUGUAAUAAUUAGUAAUUAACUUUCGCAAACGGGUUUUAAACUAGCGUAGCUACUGUUCGUAUAUUGUGUGACUAAAACCAUUAACGACAGGGCUACAUUCGACUAUAAAGAGUAAUGUGUAAAUACGUGUAGUAGAAUGUGUAAAGACCAGUCAUAGAAAAAUAGUAUUCGGUGGCGCCACAAUCAAUUUUUUCUUGUGUAGAAACUAGUGCUACCAGAUUGUGAUUGGCCUAUGCCUAGUAAAGCUUACGAAGCCUACAAGCAAUCGGCGGCUUUAUAUGAUAAGUCACCCAACGCAACUACUCGAGACAAUUUACAUCAGCAACGUUAUUCUUUACGGUACAAUCGUCGUAUAACAACAAACUUCUUAUUAUGUGAGCUCGUUGUUAUUUUCUACGAUAUAUUCGAUGGGAUGGCCCUACUUUUAUUUUCGUCGAUCGUCCUUAUUCUUUCCGAUAUUCUUAACCACCUCACCGAUGUUCUAUUUUCGCCCAUGCUCUCUAUUCUGUCCGAUAUUCUCGACCGCGUCGCCCACAUUCCACUUUUGGCAACUCGCCGUUAUUGUCUCCGAUAUUUUCAACUACGUCACCCAUAUUCUACUUCCGUCUACUUGUCCUUUAAUGUAUUAAAAUGUGUACAGUUUGUCAGUGGAUUAUCAACCAUUCAGCUAUAA